AGAAAAGUACGAAGGAGGGAAAAAAAAAACAGAGUGGCUGCCCAGAGAAGUCGCCGGAAACAGACGCAAAAAGCGGACAAGUUACACGAGGAAUAUGAAUGCCUGGAACAGGAAAAUUCCUCUCUUAAGAGGGAGAUUGGAAAACUCACGGACGAACUGAAACACUUGAGCCAAGUAUUGAAGGACCAUGAACAGAUAUGUCCAUACUUACGCUGCCCGGUGAACUUUGUGACUGUGCCCAGAGUGGCAGAUCCCCUAUCCGGCUGCUUGCCCCGGUGA
This is a messenger RNA of Staurois parvus, 279 nucleotides long. Lineage: Eukaryota; Metazoa; Chordata; Amphibia; Anura; Ranidae. The record is from the annotation of a GenBank genome assembly.